AUGGAUUUGAUAUUCAUCCGAGCCAAUCCUUCCUCGAGGUGUGACGAUGAAGAGAGAAGUAGUAAAUACCCUUUUGUAAGUGCUCUCAGUAUGAGUGGAGGAGAUGGUGACAACAGUUACUCUAACAAUUCUCUUCUCCAGAAAAGGGUUUUAUUAAGGACCGAUACAGUCUUGGUUAAAAACACCAAAGAAAUGAUGAAGAAUUUGGACUUUCCUAAAUGCAUUAAAGUUGUCGAUUUGGGCUGCUCUUCCGGACAAAACACAUUUUUGGCGAUGUCCGAGAUUGUCAACACAAUCAAUGGGUUAUGUAAAGAACGGAAUCAAACCCCUCCCGAGAUAGAUUGUUGUCUGAACGAUCUUCCUUGUAACGAUUUCAACACAACUUUCAAGUUCAUAGCUUCCUUCAACAAGAAGCUCACAAGACAAGGAUCGUGCUUCGUCUCUGGAGUCCCUGGUUCCUUUUACUCGAGGCUCUUCCCUCGCAAGAGUCUCCAUUUCGUACAUUCAAUUUACAGUAUUCAUUUCCUCUCUAAGGUUCCGGAUGGACUGGAGAAGAACAAGAUGAGUGUGUACAUAACAAGUUCAAGUCCUCUAAGUGAAUACAGAGCAUACUUGAACCAGUUCCAAAGAGAUUUUACGACCUUUCUAAAACUGCGCUCUGAAGAGAUGGUGUCUAAUGGACGCAUGGUACUCACAUUAAUCGGAAGAAACUCUAUUGAUGAUCCAUUGCAUAGGGAUUGCUGUCAUUUUUGGACUCUGUUAUCCAAAUCUCUCCGCGACUUAGUCUUCGAGGGUCUUGUGAGUGCAUCAAAGGUGAGUUCGUUCAAAAUGCCGUUUUAUGAUCCGAGCAAAGAAGAAGUGAAAGAUAUGAUAAGAAAAGAGGGAUCCUUCGCAAUAAACGACUUGGAGACACAUGGAUUUGAUCUCAGUCAUAGUAUCGAAGACUAUUCUAGUUUACAAUCAAACAGAGUUAAAGCAGGGCAGAGAGAAGCUAGCUGUAUAAGAGCAGUGACUGAAACAAUGCUCGUAGCUCAUUUUGGAGAUGCCAUUAAUAUUGAUACAUUGUUUAACAAGUAUGCGCUUCAUGUGUCUCAGCAUGCAAGCUGUAGGCUCAAAACGACUGUCUCUCUAGUCGUUUCAUUGAUUCGGAAAUAA
Molecule: messenger RNA, 1155 nt
Organism: Microthlaspi erraticum
Lineage: Eukaryota; Viridiplantae; Streptophyta; Magnoliopsida; Brassicales; Brassicaceae
Source: the annotation of a GenBank genome assembly